UUAAUUCGCGUCGCACGUGUUUCGGAUGCAGCGCGUCUCGUUGUGGUUCGCAGUGUCGUCUCGGUACGCCGUGCGCUACGUCCUUUCGCGGCGAGCCUGAGACUGAAUGCAUUUUUGAUCAGCAGCAGCCACCGCCGCCGCUUCCGUCGUCGUCGUCGCUGUGAGCGUCGCUGCCACCGCAAAAGGCUAAGCGAAAGUGCAAGCAAAGCGUUCAAAUUGAUGCCAAGUGAAAGUUGUAUAUUAAAUUUUUAGUUGUGCAACACGUACAAACGUGUCGCCAAACAGUGUGACCAACUGCGUUUGUGAGUGUUCAAUUAAAAAAAAAAGCACAAAAACAGCUGUUUCGACAAGGCGCUGCAGCUCGCUGGCAACAACAAUAGACAUUUAAGGCAACUGGGAAUCUCUAAGUAAAUUCCAUUGCUCAACUGGCAGCUGGCAAAUCAUGCGUAACUAAACCAGUGCAAAUCGAGAGCCGUAGCCUGGACCAGAGCAUUAGACUAAUUCAUCAAAUGCCUCUAAUCAAGCGCCAGUGAAACAAUAAGGACAUAUAAUUAAACCAAACAAGUGCCGGCCGCAUUUGCAGCUAGGAUCAUGGCCAGGCUGGCCAAGUGUGUUAAGCUGCUGCUGUUGCUGCUGCUGUUGGCCAUGAUAAAUGCAACAACGAUGAAGGCAACUUUAAUUGCAGUUGCAACUGCAGCUGCAGCUGCCACUGCAACGGCUACUGCAACUGCAACAGCCACAGCGACUGCGACUGCAACUGAGCCCGAGGCGAGUGCACAGCAGCCAGAACAACGCAUUAAGUCAAUAUCUGCCAACAUCAUAGACAACGACUUGUUGCCCUCCAUUGCGGCUGUGGAUGAUGUAUACAUCGCCUCGCUGGUCCAUGGCCACAACCACAACCACAACGGGAAUGGGAACGGGAAUGGGAAUGGGAUUGGGAAUGGUAACCAGCAUUUGCACCACAACAAUGCGGCGCACUUUGACAAUGCUUUGGAUGAGCUGGUCGAUGAGCAAGUGGAUGAGACAACUUAUCCGCCGCCGGUCUUUGACUUUGGCAUGCCCCGGAAUAUAACGGCCCGGACCGGACACACGGCAGCCAUCAAUUGCCGCGUCGAGAAUUUGCGCGAUAAAUCGGUAUCCUGGAUAAGGAAACGCGAUUUGCACAUUCUGACUGCAGGCAUUCUGACCUACACUUCUGAUGAGCGCUUCAAGGUCGUACGCACCGCCGACUCGAAGGAUUGGACAUUGCAUGUGAAAUAUGCGCAGCCACGUGACAGCGGCAUCUACGAGUGCCAGGUGAACACGGAGCCAAAGAUUUCGAUGGCAUUUCGCUUGAAUGUCAUAGUGACGCCGCCAGAUGCCAAAGCGAUUAUAGCCGGACCAACGGAUUUGUACGUCAAAGUGGGCAGCGUUAUAACGCUCACAUGCCAUGUGAAACAGCCGGCGACGGCGGCUCAGGAUAUUGGGCCAAUUUACUGGUAUCGCGGCCCCUACAUUCUCACACCCUUUGUGGCCCAUCCGAACGAUGCAGCCAUCGACUUGCAGCGCAUCUCAAUGGAAUCAACACUUGCCGAGAAGCUCCAAAGCAGAUUGCGGAUUGCCAAUGCCCAGCUGCUGGACACGGGCAACUAUACGUGCAUGCCGACAACAGCGGAGGCGGCCAGCGUUGUGGUCAAUGUCAUUAAUGACGAGAGCCCCGCGGCCAUGCAGAAGAGCGGCGGCAACGGCAGCUGCCUUCGAAGUAGCCUCAACUUUAACCUCAUCUUGGCACUGGCCGCCAGCUCGGUGGUGCGAUGGCUGUGCUGGCUUCUGGGCACUGCCAGCUUCUCCUUAGUGCAUAUCAAUUAUGAUGUCAGGCUGUCAAUCGGCAAUGGCUACUCCAGGCAAGAGCAGCAGCAGGAGCAGCUGCAGCCGCAACAUCAACAGCAGUCCAUGACCUCAUGA
Drosophila virilis is the source of this 1944-nucleotide messenger RNA. RefSeq names its product defective proboscis extension response 2 (gene dpr2). The record is from RefSeq and is a predicted model, not a curated record. Gene Ontology annotation, cellular component: neuron projection membrane. Lineage: Eukaryota; Metazoa; Arthropoda; Insecta; Diptera; Drosophilidae. Gene Ontology annotation, biological process: synapse organization.